This is a messenger RNA of Cololabis saira (Pacific saury), 3044 nucleotides long. Its product is annotated as zinc finger protein 311-like. The coding region runs from base 1 to 2982 and encodes 993 amino acids. NCBI's taxonomy places the organism in Eukaryota, Metazoa, Chordata, Actinopteri, Beloniformes, Belonidae. The transcript has 10 exons. The record is from RefSeq and is a predicted model, not a curated record.
AUGGACCCAGGAGCUUCCUUGCCUCUGGCCUCACUGCGUCUCCUGGUCCCGCCGGUCCAGCUCAUGACGGCCUCCAUGUGGCGCGUGCUGAAGAAGAAAGACGUCAUGAACUACUGGAACGUGGCAGAGUUUGUCUCUGGGGUGGUGGACAUGGUCCCAGAACUACUGAUGAACAAGCACAGGAGUCAGCUCGACUUGGGAUUAAGAGCAAGGUUCAUUCUGGAGCUGUGCCAACAUGAACAACUUAUAAAACCUGAGAGUAUCUUUUCCUACUUGGACAAGAUCAAAUCAACACGUUCAGAUUUGAUAGAUGCGGAGGAGGAGGAGCUCACCGUUAACUUCCUGAACUUGAUUCAGACUCUGCUCAAAGACCCUGAGGAAAGACAAGACUUUUUCCUGGACAUUUUCCCUGCAGUGUUUGGACCUCAGUAUGACAGUGACCUGCUGAUGCUGUUCUCAGAGUUCCUGUGUCGCCUGGCUCAGCUGCUGCCGGUACCAAACCUCCAGCAGACGGCCUCCUGGCUCGGAAUCGAAUCAUCUGUGUUAGAGGAUUGUUCACAGACGGUAUCCAAGUCCACGGAGCUAAAACAUCUCCUCCUGCACCACAAAAACCUGGGGCUCCUAGAGCAACACGUUCCACCUUAUGGCAUGGGUGAAAACGUUCUUUCCUCGCUCUCUGCCGUCUAUUCUCCGAGGGUGGCAGCGCCUACGGAGCAGCCCGACCAGUCAAACCCAGCACAAGACCUCAGUGAUGACACGGGGCCCUUGGUGUUGGUGGAUGACGUCGCAGUUGAAAUAAUCACCAUCUCUGAUUUUGCUGAAGUAGAAGUUUGUCUAAGCCCCAGCGUGGAAACGGUGUUGAGAGAAAACCACGCUGAAGUGGAAAGCACCGGUACAGCUGCAGGAGUUCCUCAGGGAGGAGUGAGGGAAGAGGAGGAAGAGGAGGACGAGGAGGAAGCAAACCCUCACACACCGUCCUCCCUGCACAGAGCUACCGCGGGGCCGCACGACUGUCCACACUGCAAGAAGAAGUUCAAGUUUGCCUCGUCCCUGCUGGCGCACAGCGUCAUCCACACCGGGGAGCGGCCCCACCAGUGCAGCGACUGCGGCCGCAGCUUCUCCUUCAGGCAGUCCCUGAAGAGACACAAGCAGACGCACAAAACCGGCCGCACGUACGACUGUUUGGUCUGCAAGGAGAGCUUCCGCUCGCUGUCGGCCCGCACCGAGCACAAGCAGACGCACAUGGACAACGGCGCGUACUCGUGCAACCGCUGCGACAAGAAGUUCAGCUGGGAGCUGUCGCUCACCCGGCACCUGAAGAACCACGCUGAAGACCACGGUGGAACCCAGGACGGGCCGGAUGACGGACCGGAGGACGGACCGGAGGACGGGGAAGCUGCCGCCAGCAUCAGCGAGGCCAACGGGGAUGCGGAUGGAGCAGACGGAGAGGAGCAGCCUCCAGGGGACGCAGCGCGUCAGUGUCAGGGCAGCAGCGCUGCCUCACCUGAACCUGCGUGUCCUGCUCCCGAGCCGGACAUCCACCGGGUCACGGUCCGCACAAGCGGACGCAAACGCACACCGACCAUGAAGAUCAGGGUGAUAAAUCUACAGAAACGCAUGUCCACGGAAAAGAUGACAGAUGUCACAAGAGUGAAUGCUCCAGCACAGAGGCCUUUACCCUUCAUUUGUUCAGAACACUCCUACGGGUCAGCCGUGGGCUCCAAGGACGGGGAUGAAAGUUCUUCGGCAGACGCCUCGUCGGCUGCUUUCUCCUCCCAGCUCUCAGAGGAAGUGCAGGUCCAGCAGAAAACGGACAAAGCUCCCUCUGCAGAGAGAAACUCGGCCCUUCAGAUCCUCCCGGAGGAAGAAGGACUCUUCACCUGCUUGGACUGCGAUAAGAGCUUCAAGUUCCCGUCCCUGCUGAAAGCCCACCGGCGCGUCCACACGGGGGAGCAGCCCUUCUCCUGCUCCCAGUGCGGCCAGCGCUUCUCCUUCAAACAGUCCAUGGAUCGACACCGGCAGACUCACAAAUCCACAUGCACGCACAAGUGUCUGAUCUGCAGGCAGAUCUUCAAGUCGGCGGCGGAGCAGCGGGAGCACGACGGCUCCCACAUGGAGAACGGGGAGUAUCUGUGCUCCGAGUGCGGCCGCACUUUCCCCUGGAGGUCCGGGCUGGUGAGACACCUGAAGACGCACGGCACGGGCGCCGACGCUCCCGCCCCCGCGGGGGAUUCCCACAAAUGCCCUCGCUGUCACCAGGGCUUCAGCUGCAAAAGCUACCUGAACAGACAUCUGCAAACGCACAAGGAGGAGAGAGUCCACACCUGCAACUGCGGGAAGAGCUUCGCCUACCGCGCCGCGCUCACCGCGCACCAGCGCAUCCAUCAGAAAGAGCGGCCGCACGCGUGCAAACAGUGCGGGAAGGGAUUCCUGUACAAGGGCGGCCUGCUGAGCCACAUGAAGAUCCACUCGGAGGAGAUGCCCUUCAUGUGCUCCUUCUGCGGGAAGAGCUUCAAGAGGGAGCGCAACAUGAAGAAACACGAGCGCUGCCACACCCGGGAGAACGUGUUCAGCUGCUCGCAGUGCGACAAGAGCUUCGUGUACAAGGCCACGCUGGUGCGGCACGAGCUGACGCACUCCGGGGAGAGGCCGUACCUCUGCUCCGACUGCGGGAAGGGCUUCUUCUCCCACGCCGAGCUGCUGAAGCACGAGCGCUUCCACACCGGCCACAAGCCCUUCCAGUGCCCGUACUGCGGCAAGAAGUUCACCCAGUCCUGCUACCUCACCAUCCACCUGCGCUACCACACCGGCGUGCGGCCGUACUCCUGCGCCGAGUGCGACAAGAGCUUCCUGAGCGCCAACCGGCUCAAGAGACACCAGCGGACUCACUCCGGGGAAAAACCCUACCUCUGUGUGGAGUGUGGGAAGGGAUUCAGGCAGUCGUAUCAUCUUAAAAUGCAUCAGCAAACGCACGUUUCAUGAGAAAAACAUCGAGCAGGGUCAGUGUACUCCGCGGCCAUCCUUUUUUUGUUUUGAAAUGAAAA